Ahaetulla prasina is the source of this 1727-nucleotide messenger RNA. It is a transcript of the gene PSMC3IP, whose product is annotated as PSMC3 interacting protein. Gene Ontology annotation, biological process: meiotic joint molecule formation; homologous chromosome pairing at meiosis; meiotic strand invasion involved in reciprocal meiotic recombination. Bases 39 to 698 code for a protein of 219 amino acids. The transcript is spliced from 8 exons. Gene Ontology annotation, cellular component: condensed nuclear chromosome; DNA recombinase auxiliary factor complex. The record is from RefSeq and is a predicted model, not a curated record. Gene Ontology annotation, molecular function: recombinase activator activity; double-stranded DNA binding. Lineage: Eukaryota; Metazoa; Chordata; Lepidosauria; Squamata; Colubridae.
UAGCUUCCGCUUCCGAUAGGAGUCCCGCCCUGAUCAGGAUGAGCGGAGGAGGGAAGAAGCGCGACGCAUCUGAUGAAUGUGCUGCCAUCCUGCUACGUUAUCUUCAGGAGCAGAACCGGCCUCAUAGUGCUCAGGAUGUCUUUAGCAAUUUACAGAAACAACAUGGAUUGGGCAAGACGGCUGUAGUGAAGGCACUGGAGCAGUUGGCUCAGCAAGGGAAGAUCAACGAAAAGGUUUAUGGGAAACAGAAGAUUUAUUUUCCAGAUCAGAAUCGUUUUGGUAACAUGAGUGAAUCAGAACUCAAGGGCUUGGACAAUGAGAUUUCAGAACUGUCUUGCAAGGUUCAGACACUUCAACAGAACUGUCGUCACAUGGAAUCAGAACUGAAAGAACUGAAGGGCUCUAUGACAACCCCAGAGAUGGUUAAAGAAAUUGAAGAGUUAAAAAAAGAUUGUGCCAAUUAUACAGAGAAACUGGAAUUGAUCAAAUCUGCUGCCAAUCAUGUGUCCCCUGAGGAGAAAGAAAAGGUAUACAAUGAGAAAAAGCUGUACUGCAAAGAAUGGCGUCGUCGCAAGAGAAUGGCAACAGAAUUACUUGAUGCAAUCCUUGAAGGCUAUCCUAAAAGCAAGAAACAGUUCUUUGAGGAAGUUGGCAUUGAGACAGAUGAAGAUUUCAAUGUUACAGUACCUUCUGUGUGAACCAAGAUCUCAUCUGCGUAAUUGAAAUCUAAGCAUUCAAGUUUCAGUUUCUCAUUCUGUUGCUAAUUUUCAGAACUUAAAAAUAUUUGCAUUCAUUGGUGAUAAGCACACCUCCCAUUUUACACUUUAGUUUUUUCCUAGUAUUUCUCCAUAGGACUUCCUAAUCAGUCUGAUUAUUUUGUUCUUAAAGUAGUUAGAACGAAAUGUUAAUAUGCACUUGAGAAAAUGGGGGAGGGGGCUCAAAAUACUUGAAUUUCAGAUACUAAUUUCUCUGCAAUUGGCCUGCAUAUUGUGUUAACAGCAUAUUAUGCCAUUAAAGCAACACUGUUAGAGUGAGCUAAUUAUCCCACCAAGAAUUGGGGAAAUUUUAAUGUCAGUUGUUAUUUAGCCAUCAUGCUUUGCUUUAUGCUAUGAGUCACCUUGUGAGAUGCAAACACAUUGAAUACAUUUUCUCCAAGUUAAUUGGGCAAUUGUGGGAGGGAGAACAGCUGGGUUCUUUGUUACAUGGAAGAAAAACAAUGUACCUUGGAAAAUUGAUAUUAAAAGAUUAGUUUCCUGACUUGGGCAAGUGGCUAUUGGAUUAGAUCAAAGAUCAGCAUAUUCAUGUGACUGGCAGUUGCACUACAAGAUCAUAUUGCCAAAGUUUGGAAGUAAAAUACAAAUUUUCAGUAGCACAAGGACUUUAUUUUUACUAAAGGUAAUACUGUUCCCUUAAGCCAGAUGUAUAAUGCAUUCAUUUUGACAUUUCAAGUUGCUGACCCCCUCUUCAAAUAAGGGCCAAUAGAAAUUCCUACCUGAAGUUGUCAGUGAAAGAUUAUAUGUAAUUCAGAGUCCAAAAUAAUAGAAUAGCCACCCAGUCUGGAAAUUAGCAUUUUAUACAAUUACCAUGAAAUAACAAGUAAUUUCAACCAAAAUACUUAAGCCCAGUCUUCUAAAAUACUUUAGAUAAAAUCAGGCAAAGCCAACAAGUCAUUCAACCACAUAGCAAAUUUAUUAGAACUGCGUGUCAUAAUAAAAAAAUAGCAAGGU